AUGUCUAAUUUAUCCUUCUUCUAUUUUAUAACUUUAUUACUUUUUAAUUAUAUUCAUUCUGUACAAUGUCAGACUUUGUACUUCGCUGGUGAUUUAUCAAAUAUAACCCUUGAUGGGAAUACCGUUAUUGAUUCAUCUAAAUGGAUUCAAGUCGCUAAUUAUGAAAGUUUCUCUCUAGCAUAUUGGCCAUUUUUAGGUGGUAUAUCAAGUGAUAAAUUGUUCUUUGCUACAUCGUCUUCUUACGGGACGUCUGCAGUGGUAUCUAUUGUAGCAUAUGAUACUACAUUAAACAAAUGGGUGACAAAUAGUAGCAUCACAGGAAACCCUGGUCAAACUUUUUUAAACUUUGAAGCAUGGAUUACCGAUAGAAGUACGGGAAAAGCCUAUUCGCUUCAAUAUAUUUCCAACAUUAUAGAAAUUUUUGACACAGUUAAUUAUGCAUGGGCAAACAGUUCAGUAAUUCCACAAACAUAUCAAACUUAUGUCAGCACAUAUUUGUCAACUUUAUACGGUCCACCUCAAGUUUUGUUACCAAGUGGCAUAAUAUUAUAUUUUGCUAGUGAAUCGUCUUCAUCUAUAAUUAGUAGUACAACAACGUCAAUGGGCAAUAUAUUAUCAUAUAAUAUCAAGGCAAACUCAUGGCAAUUUAUUAAUACUACAGGCCAGAUACCUAGUUUACGUACUGAUUACACGGCUGUUUCAGUUUCAGACGGACGCGUUAUUAUAUAUGGUGGAACGAGCAACACAUUAGCUGCCAGUCCAUCCAUUGUAGUUCUAAAUACUUCUAAUUAUGUGUGGUCAGCGCCAUCGGAAGUAAAUCCUAUUGGGCCAUUAACUCAGCAUACCUCUGUUAUAGUCAAUAAUUUCAUGAUUGCAGCAUUUGGCAUAAAUGCGACAGAUAAAAAUAUUCUUACACAAAAUAAUAAAAACAUUUAUAAAUUGGAUGUAUCAGAUCCAUUAACUUAUAAAUGGUCUGUAUUAUCCAUUUAUAAAGAUUUAACUACGUCGAAAAAUAAAACAAAAGUGGAGGAUUAUAUUCCGACAGCUGGUAGCAAUCGUGAAAUGGAUUAUUGUGAAAUGAAUUAUAUCCCGACAGCUGGUAGCAAUCGUGAGAUGGAUUAUAUUCCAACACCUGGUAGCAAUCGUGAAAUGGGUUAUAUUCCGACACCUGGUAGCAAAGGUGUCAUCUAA
Molecule: messenger RNA, 1191 nt
Organism: Dentiscutata erythropus
Lineage: Eukaryota; Fungi; Glomeromycota; Glomeromycetes; Diversisporales; Gigasporaceae
Source: the annotation of a GenBank genome assembly